AACUAUCAUGGUUGAUUACUGAUGUAUUGUGUUGCUGUUUCGCAUAUACAUAUGGAAGUUGGCCGAGGUAUACCCGCAAAUAUUGAUACAUGCUUCGACGCUUGCUUGUUAUAAUGCCAGGAAAAAGGCCAGGAUGACAGUUUGAACCAUUAGAUUUUGUUGGGGUGACGAAGUUGUUUCGUGAAAUAUGACUUCUUGGUUGAGCAACAUUACGACAGCGGGCGAUUUCGUUAGAAAUUUUCUUAGUUUUGAACAACCACCGUCUAGAGUACUGCAGGUAAAACCAGGAAAUUACAGCGAUAAAAUUAUUCAUUGCCGAGAGGAUGCCCUUGUGUUAUAUCAAACGACUGACACUCAAGCACGGGUUGACGUGUUUGAAAUCGUUCUCCAUCGUCCGUGCACAGAAACUUUGGAACAGUCGUUUAGCCUUUUCCGUGCCAAAACCCAGCAUGAUGCUGAAGUUAAAUUCCUGGAAUUCAAGGACAAAAUUCCAGUGCUUGUGACAGUAGCGAAAGAGUUGUGCAAUCUGCAGAGCCUACAAAAACUGUGUGAUGCCAUUUCCCAGAAUCCUUCGUACACUGUGGCACACUUGGCGGUGCUUUUCCAACUACAUGACCAUUUUCAGAAUGAUGUUAUUCGUGGGCUGCUAAACACGCCGGACGUGGCGACGGGCAUGACGCCCGUGCAGCUGGCGGUGAAGGAGGGCUCGCUGCGCACUGUGCAGGCGCUCCUAGCCGCUGCACCCUCGCUCGAGAGCCUCGAUCACGAGGGCAACUCUGUGUUCCAUUUCGCCGCAUCCUCCUCCAGGGACAUCAUAGUGGCCCUGAGCGCGGUCAGCGUGCAGGCGCUGAACUGCCGCAACCACAAGGGCCACACGCCGCUGCACAUGGCGUGCCUGGCGGACCGGCCCGAGUGCGUGAAGGCGCUGCUGCUGGCGGGCGCGGACGUGAACAUCCCGGCCACUCAGGGCGUGCCUGGCUCGUCGCCCACCCCGCCCUGGUUCAUCAAGGACGGGCUGCAGACCCACCUCAACAAGCUCUACGUGCAGGACAUGAAGGGCGGCGGCACGCCCCUGCACUGGUCGUGCUCGCGCGAGGUGGUGGGCGCGCUGGUCGCCAUGGGCUGCCAGCUGGACGUGCCGGACUUCGACGGCCGCACGGCGCUGCACGUGAUGGCGGUGCGGCGCCGGCUGGAGUGCGUGGUGGCCCUGCUGAGCCACGGCGCGGCGGUGAACGUGGCGGACGCCGCGGGCGACUGCCCGCUGCACGUCGCCGCACGCGAGGGGGACGUGCCCAUCGCCCAGGCGCUCGUGGCGUUCGGAGCCGACCUCACCUGGUGCAACAACCGGGGCGAGACGCCACGGCACUGCGUGCCAGCCGGCAAGGACUCCCUACUGUACGUGCUGCACGCGGUCGGGGCCCCGCGCUGUGCUCCGGGCACCAAGGGCUGUGACAAGGGCUGCUCCGCCAGCGAGAACUACAUCGGCGUGGCUCCGCCCACUCCACCCAGUGCCUUCACCCGCAGCCACAUGCAUCUGCUGCUCUCAGAGGCGGCGUCGGCCCUGAAGGGGUCCCGGGACCCGAGGGGCGGCCGCCUGCUGUGCCUGGACGGUGGAGGCAUCCGAGGCAUGGUGCUCGCAACGAUGCUCUGGGAGCUGGAGAAGGCGACUGGCCGCAGGGUGGUUGACUGCUUCGACUGGGUUGCGGGGACCAGCACCGGCGGGAUCCUGGCCCUCGGCCUCGCCUGCGGCAAGACACUGCAGCAGUGCCUGUGUAUAUACUUCCGCAUGAAGGAUGAGGCGUUUGUGGGCAUGCGGCCGUACCACAGUGUGCCCUUGGAGACCAUGCUGAAGGAUGAGCUGGGGGCAGAUCGGUGCAUGGCCGACAUCAAGAAACCCAGGCUGAUCAUCACGAGCGUGUUGGCGGACCGCAAGCCCGCAGAGCUGCACCUGUUCCGCAACUACCGGUCGCCCCGCCGGCUCCUGGGGGAGGAGCCCUCCCCGCGGACACUGGACGGUGGCGAGCUGGAGUCCCCGCCCGCCCCCGAGCAGCAGCUGGUGUGGAUCGCGGCCCGAGCCACCGGCGCCGCCCCCUCCUACUUCCGAGCGUUCGGCAAGUUCCUGGACGGGGGCCUGGCGGCCAAUAACCCCACGCUGGACGCUCUGACAGAGAUCCACGAGCACAACCUGGCCCUGCAGCACGUGGGCCGUGGCUCCGAGGUGUGCCCCGUGUCCGUGGUCGUGUCCUUGGGCACCGGCUUGGUCCCUCUGUCCAGGAUGAAGGAUAUAGACGUAUUCCUGCCAGACAGCUUGAUGGGUGCGGCACGCCUGGCCGCUGGCAUUACGUCGCUGGGCGCUCUGCUCGUGGACCAGGCGACUGCAAGCGACGGUCCCGUCGUUGACCGCGCACGUGCUUGGUGCUCCGUCAUGGGCGUGCCAUACUACCGCCUCACCCCGCAGAUGUCCGUAACACUGGCCAUGGACGAACGGCAGGACAGCAAGCUCGUGAACAUGCUGUGGGAGGCGCGUGCGUACAUGCACGAGCAGCGGGAGGUCAUGUUUGAGUUGGCAGCCCUGCUCACCAGCAUGCCUACUGGACGCUGCUGACUCCUGGGCCUCUCCCCCCACUGCAUCACUCUCUUUCCCCUGUUGCCAUGUCAACGCAGUGCUUGAUCUCGUCUUGUAGAAACUGUCUUUGGAAUAAGAGAUGUGAGAAGUAUGACAUUGUAAAAAUUUUGAAUCAUGAACUGUAGAGUUUGUUGGUACACCUGUCAGGUCUAGCAAAAUGAACACAAUACUCAGAAGAUUGAAAUUAUUGGUUUUUACAUCAAAAUUUUGUUGCCCUGAAAAUUGUUAUGUUUAGCAAAACCCCAUUGUUAUGACCCCAUUUAAAACAAAUAACCUCUCUAUUUUGGCCCCUUUUCAAGGAUCCAUGAAAAAUUAAAAAAUGUAAUAUUUGAAGUAAAUUGGCAGAAAAUAAAUUUGAAUUUGUUGCUUUGUGUUUCUCAUGGCAAGGGCUGAACUGCAUGUGAUGCAGUAGACACUUUCUACCUUCUUUUGUCUUUCCUGUUAUAGAUAACCGUGUCUUCCCGCUGGCCCGGCAGUCAACCAUUAUAAUAUCGCUUGCUCUUGAACACGCUUCCCAUCUUUGCGCUGCCCUCUCUGUUUGCUCCUGUUGUUACGACUUAGAUUUGUGUGAUUUAGGAUUACUUUUGGUUUAGAUUGCUGUUUGUUCACAAAAUUAAAUAAAAUGUUUUCACUGAUUAGGUAACAUUUUUGGUUUGAUUUGGUGGACAAUUGUGGGCGACCCACACAUUUUUUUGGACUCUGAUUUGGUUGCUCUUUAGGCAUGAUUUUGUAAACAGUUGUUUACAACCUGAUAUAAUUAUAUUAAUGCAAUGACUUCUGAUUUAUGAAAAAUGAAAUUAAAAUAGGACUCUGAUGGACAGUUUUUUUUUCCUUGUUGUGCCCAAAGAAAUUCUCGAAAUUGUCAGGAUUUUUUAGGGUUAUUCAUGUGGAGGGUUUUUAGUUUCCAUUACAUUCAACUAUGUUAAUUAAGGGAAAACUAAUGUAGAAAAAAGAAAUUUAACAGAGACAUAGCAUCUUCAUUAUCGGCUCAAUUUUACCGGUAAGAAAAUUAAAUAUAUAUUAGAACUGUCAGCAAACUGAUAAUGCUUUAUAUCUGCUGUAAAACAAUGCAAAGACUAUGUCAGCCCAGUUAUUCAUUUUGUUCAAUAUGUGGCGAAAGAAACUUGUAUAGAUCUGGCAGAAAACGUGGCUUUAAACAAAAAGAAUGAUUCCAUUAACCUGAUAUGUUACCAAAUAUUGUACUAUAUUUGAUGCUAUGACAUAUUUUUGUCGUAGGUAUACACAGCUCGCCCCUUCGCUCAUAGCGUUUUUAACUGCCGUCCGUCAGAGAGGUUUAUCUUGACAGCGAAAGCAAUUAACUUUUCCCGUGAAUUGACACAAGUAAAUAGGUUCCUUCACAGCGUAAAAAAAAAUUGCAAGCAUGGCACGCACACUGCAAAGCUGGCUGCCGUCCAUCCUAGCCUGCAUUCUCCUUCUCCGUUCUUAACAUUCCACGUCUCGUCAGCUCAUGCUAGCAAUAACAAAGCAAUGUCAUGGUAACCUUUUUGACCUCUGUGGCAUGAUAUAUAGUGAUGGCCCAUGUCUAAUAAAUUAAUAUUGUAAUGAAAAUCCCUUUCAUUUUCCCUAUGAAAUGAGUGUCAAAUAGACAUAGUGCUCAUUAAAAGAAAUAGAUUACUAUGUUUAUUUUCAUUUUGGUGACAGUAGGUGGUUGAAUGUAUUUUUUGUGGGUAUCUUUUCGUUUCGGAAGAUUACUUACUGCUAUUAAAGUAAAUUUGUAUUGGAUUUUGAAAACUUGUCAGUUUUGUGUCAGAGACAACAGAACGUUGGCUUGCUGCAAAAAACUGCACAUUUUGACAUGUGUGGGAGGUGGGUCAAUCAGUCCAAAAUGUUAAUUACAACCCUUUUCCCGGUGAACCGUGAGGGGUCGAUAUACCUGGGUUUUACGCUGAGAAAAUAUUGUUACAUUAUGAGUUUUUUGCUGCUCAUGCUCUUGUUCAAGUAUACCUAAACUGAUGACCAAUUUUCAAUUCAAUUUGUUCAGGAAAAGAGAAAUUUGCUGUGUUAAAAUCAUGGAAAGAGCUGACUCCUUACCAGAGUAAGAACAUACCCAAUAGUCUAUGUGUCACUGGAUUAUUAGAUUAGUUAUUAAAACAUAUAGUUUAGGAACCUCAGGUAAAGCAUUAUAUGUAAUUAUAUAUAUACAGUGAACUGAUAAAAAUAAAAUAUGAAAUACUAAUUUUAGUACAGUGGACCGCAAACCAUAAACGGGUGUCUCAAGUAGGUAUGGCUUAUGGCACUUAAGCAUAGGCUGUGCAGAAUUUCGAAAUGCAAGAGAUGAGUGAGCAAUCAGCUGUUUUAAUAGUUGUGCUGAAGAGAGAGUUUUCUACUGUUACAGUGUAAAGAGUUUUUUUGUGUUGACGAGAAGAUAAAUUUAUUUUGUUUUGAUUAAGGCUGUGCUUGGUAUGCAACAUUAGUAUUAUGUUUUUUCUAUUUUUUGUUGUAUAAAAUAUUUACAACAAACUUGUUCCUGAUGAGAAUUCUCUUGGAGUUUCAGAAUAAAUAAAAAGUUAUAAUAAAAAUUUUAGUUAUCCAGUGUUUAGGGUAUGAAUUACACAAAUGAUAAAUGGCCAGUAUAAAUAGGUUUGUUAUAAGUUGGAAUAUAAUUGAAUAUUAUUCAUCAAAUUGUUAAGUUUGUAAACAUGUAUGCUUGUGUGUCCAUUUCAUGUCCUAGCUAUGGCACAAAUAUUUUUAUAUUGUAUCCUUUAGUAUAUACAUAGAUCUAUGCCAAAAAUACAUUAAUAUAUUUCUGUUUAGAAUCUAAUAUGAAUAAACUAUUUGCAAAGGUUAA
This is a messenger RNA of Bacillus rossius redtenbacheri, 5435 nucleotides long. RefSeq names its product 85/88 kDa calcium-independent phospholipase A2 (gene iPLA2-VIA). Gene Ontology annotation, biological process: positive regulation of ceramide biosynthetic process; lipid metabolic process. The transcript has 12 exons. The record is from RefSeq and is a predicted model, not a curated record. Lineage: Eukaryota; Metazoa; Arthropoda; Insecta; Phasmatodea; Bacillidae. Gene Ontology annotation, molecular function: protein binding. Gene Ontology annotation, cellular component: mitochondrion. The coding region runs from base 188 to 2605 and encodes 805 amino acids.